GUCUCUGUAGCCGUGAUCACUGAGCAAUAAAAAAAAAGCCGUCUAUAUAAAGGACGACAGUGUUGAAAGAAUGUUGAUAGUCUCUUGCACUUGAAGGAGUGAGUGAAGAAGACAGCGCUGUGCAGUUGUUGAUGCGAAGAACGAUGGUUUGUAGUAGUGGUGGUGGUGGUGUAAUUAUAUCUAAUGCUUGUAUCGCAGGUCUGCUGAAGGAAGGACAGGUACCUCUAUUCGAUACGAUCCAAACCAGAGAAUGAAAUUGGUUUAGAAUGCGCUCGAUAAAGGAAACCGAAAGACUGAAGACGCAAAUGAAAGAGAGAGCGAGAGGGAGGGGAAUUAAGACUAGAGAGAUAAAAAAGAGAGGAAGGGAAGAGGAGGACCAGAUGAGGAUCGAGACGAGUCUAAAAAGGGCAAAAAUGGAAUAGAAUAAUAAAAAUGAUAAUAAUAAUAAUUAAAAAUAAUGAAGGAAAUAAAGAAGAUUAAUUUGAGAAGGACGAGAGGACAGUCGCGGGGAAAAUGAGAGACAGGGCCGAUAUGGACAAGAGAGGAAUAGGAAACGGCCAGAAGGAUAGGCAGUGGAUAAAAGAGCGACUGAUCUGCUUGUGCUACGAGGUAGUAGCGCCGUACGUAGUGAGCAGUACUAAGACUGGAGCCGUACUUUUUAGUCUGGCGAGUCUGAGCCUUUUUGGG
This is a messenger RNA of Aspergillus saccharolyticus JOP 1030-1, 687 nucleotides long. RefSeq lists its product as uncharacterized. NCBI's taxonomy places the organism in Eukaryota, Fungi, Ascomycota, Eurotiomycetes, Eurotiales, Aspergillaceae. The record is from RefSeq and is a predicted model, not a curated record. The transcript has a single exon. Bases 267 to 422 code for a protein of 51 amino acids.